Molecule: messenger RNA, 1693 nt
Organism: Monodelphis domestica (gray short-tailed opossum)
Lineage: Eukaryota; Metazoa; Chordata; Mammalia; Didelphimorphia; Didelphidae
Gene: WDR25
Product: WD repeat domain 25
Molecular function (GO): protein binding
Source: RefSeq, a predicted model, not a curated record
UUUUGUAUUCUUAGGGAAGAUUUCAAAAGCUUUUUGGUUCUCCAAUGACUUCCUUGGUAGCUUAUGAUGAUUCCGACUCUGAGGCUGAGACUGACAAUUCUAAUAGCCAAGAAAAGAGUAUUAGAAAACAUGGUCAGCCUUCACCAUCUGAUACAUUAGAUACAAAGUGUGAAAGCAACCCACAACCUGGAUGGGACAACGUAAAUACUGGUUCUGGUAUUGUCCACGAAUAUUCUAGGGUAUAUUGUCUCCUAGAACCACAGGCAGAAAGAAACAUUUGGAAGUCUUCAGAUUCUAGAUGCCAGCAGCCUGUCACAGAGCUCCAGGUCAAACCCUGUACAUUUAUACCUUCAAAUUUUACCAUGUCUCCCAGUGCCACGACAUCUGUGAACAAGGAGUUAACAGUUGCACCUGUUAGCAAAAUGAGGCCAUAUGAAGCUUUCAGAAUCCCCAACUCAUCUUCCUGUGAUUUGAUGUCUUUGGAAGCCACGGGUCAACAGGGAAGCCUUUUGCAAAAGCGAAGACAGGAGAACAUGGCUUUUGUUGAAGGAGGAAUUAAGCCAUACAUCCCCAAAAGAAUGAGACAAACACAAACUGAGGGAACUAAUGAGAGAGGGGAAUUUGAACUACAAAGACAGAGAAUGAAUCCCUUAUCAUCCUUGCCAGCUGGAUUCCCCACAAGAGAAAGCACAACCAUAGCAGUUUCUGAAUUUUUAAAACCGUAUUUAGCAGCUAAGUAUAAGUCAACAGAAAUUCCAAAGAGACUAAUCUUUCAGAUGUCUGAGCAUGGAGGACCAGUCAACAGUGUCCAGUGGUGUCCAGUUUUACAGUACAGUCACAUGCUUCUCUCAGCUUCUAUGGAUAAAACUUUCAAGGUAUGGGAUGCCAUAGACACAGGUCGCUGUUUGAACACCUAUUCUUCUCACAACGGUGCGGUUCGUGCUGUGCAGUGGUCCUCCUGUGGAAGACACAUCCUCAGUGGUGGCUUUGAUUCUGAGCUUCAUGUGACAGAUGUUGAAACAGGAACACAAUUGUUUAGCUGCAAAAAUGAAUUUCGAAUCAGCACUGUGAAAUUUAACCCAAAUGAUCCUAAUAUUUUUCUUUGUGGUGGAUUCAGCCCAGAAAUUAAAGCUUGGGAUACAAGGAAUUGCAAGGUAAUCAAGGUCUACAAAGCUUCAAUCCAACAAACCCUAGACAUCCUUUUUCUUCGUGAUGGGAAUGAGUUCCUGAGUAGCACAGAUUCUGUAAGCCGUGAUUCUGCCGAUCGCACCAUCAUCGCAUGGGACUUCCACAGCGCUGCCAAAGUCUCUAAUCAGAUCUUUCAUGAGCGGUUUACCUGUCCUAGCCUCACUCUACAUCCAAAAGAAUCUGUUUUUGUGGCACAGACAAAUGGAAACUAUAUGGCAUUGUUUUCAGCACUGAGGCCAUAUCAGAUCAAUAAAAAGAAACGUUAUGAAGGACACAAGGUAGAAGGCUAUGCAGUGGCCUGUGAGUGUUCUCCGGAUGGGGCAGUUUUAGUGACUGGCAGUGCUGAUGGCAAAGUCUUUUUCUACAGUUAUCAUAACUCAAGGAUCAUUUGUACUUUUCCUGCACACAGUCAUGCAUGUGUUGGCACAACAUUUCAUCCAGUUGUUCCCUCUGUUCUAGCAACGUGUGACUGGAAUGGAAAUAUUAAAGUCUGGCAGUAAAGGGA